AGCCCUGUGGCCGCUCCGAACACGUUUUUAUCAAUAUAUUGUAUUCUGUCUCUGCGGCUGUGUCAAGUCACUGCUCCUGAAGUUGGCUCUUUGAUUCCGGAAUCUUCGAUGACCUUGGUCGAGGCCAACCCUCCAUCACCACCACCCUGUAUCUUCAACCCAUCGUCGUACCCGUUCGCCAUCAGCGGACAGUCGUUGGGAAUAUUCAUGCGAGCCAUGGGUCGUUUCGCAGUUGAAUCCGACCGCCUUUGCCACGGAUCGCUUUCUGCAUCGCUGCCCUGCGGUUUUGAAUCAGAGGUCGUUCUGCACCGUAGACAUGGCACUAUCGAGUCCGAGCAGUGCGUCCGCUGAUCAUCGAUUCAGAUCACCC
Molecule: messenger RNA, 370 nt
Organism: Polychytrium aggregatum
Lineage: Eukaryota; Fungi; Chytridiomycota; Chytridiomycetes; Polychytriales
Exons: 1
Source: RefSeq, a predicted model, not a curated record